Phascolarctos cinereus (koala) is the source of this 1157-nucleotide messenger RNA. It is a transcript of the gene EN2, whose product is annotated as engrailed homeobox 2. Gene Ontology annotation, biological process: multicellular organism development; neuron differentiation; regulation of transcription by RNA polymerase II. Gene Ontology annotation, molecular function: DNA-binding transcription factor activity, RNA polymerase II-specific; RNA polymerase II cis-regulatory region sequence-specific DNA binding. Gene Ontology annotation, cellular component: nucleus. The record is from RefSeq and is a predicted model, not a curated record. Lineage: Eukaryota; Metazoa; Chordata; Mammalia; Diprotodontia; Phascolarctidae.
GCUGCGGUGGCUUUCCCUCUGACCGAUCCUCACCUUUUAGGAGACUGCGCUCUUACCGGGAGCUGGGCAUGGAGGAGAAUGAGCAGAGCCACAGCGAAGCAGCGGCAGCAGCAGCAGCAGCUACUGCGGCGGCGGCAGCGAGUGAGGACCAGAGGCAGCAACAGCAGCCGCAGCAGCAGCAGGAAUCGGGCGGCGGCGGCGGCGGCGGCAGCCCCAGCGAUGGAGACACUGGCCGGAGGAGGGCUCUGAUAUUGCCCGUGGUGUUGCAGGCGCCCGGGAACCACCAGCAUCCGCACCGGAUUACUAACUUUUUCAUCGACAACAUCUUGCGGCCGGAGUUCGGCAGAAGAAAGGAAGCCGGGACCUGCUGCAGCAGCGGAGGGGGAGGAAGAGGAGGAGGAGGAGGAGAAGAAGGAGGAGGAGGAGGAAGUGCAGGAGGAGGAGAGGGAGGAGGAGGAGGAGGUGGCGGCGGUGGAGGAGGAGGAGGAGGUGGCGGGGGCAGCGGAGGCAGCCCGGAUCGGCUUCUCUCCAACCGGGAGCAUCGGAGCUCCACCUCGGCGCCGGGAGCGGGCGGGCAGCUGCCCGGAGGCGGGGGAGGCUCUCCCGGGGACGGCGAAGGCGGCUCCAAAGCGCUCUCCUUGCACGGAGGCGGGGUCAAGAAGGGAGGAGAGCCAGGGGGACCAUUGGAAGGAGCCCUGAAGUCUAGGGGCUUGAGCGGCGGCGAUCUGUCAGUGAGCUCGGACUCGGACAGCUCCCAAGCCAGCUCCAACCCCGGCAAUCAACCCAUGCUCUGGCCCGCCUGGGUUUACUGCACCCGUUACUCGGACAGGCCUUCUUCAGGUCCCAGGUCUCGAAAACCAAAGAAGAAGAAUCCGAACAAAGAGGACAAGCGGCCCCGGACCGCCUUCACUGCCGAACAGCUGCAAAGACUGAAAGCGGAAUUUCAGACAAACAGGUACUUGACCGAGCAGCGGAGGCAAAGUCUGGCCCAAGAGCUCAGCCUCAACGAGUCCCAGAUCAAGAUCUGGUUUCAGAACAAGCGGGCCAAGAUAAAGAAGGCCACGGGCAACAAGAAUACGCUGGCUGUUCAUCUCAUGGCGCAGGGACUGUACAACCAUUCGACCACGGCGAAAGAUGGCAAGUCGGACAGCGAGUAG